AAUCAUCAUCAAUCAUCAACAACAAUUAUGUCAAAUUAAGGAUACUCAAUAAAUCAGUGUUCCAAAAAAAGGAUAUAUAAAUUAGCAUAUUAAAAAAAUUUAAAUAAAAUACCAAAAAAAAAAAAAAUGAAAAGGAUUAAGUGGUCAGCGAGAAAUCUCGCUUCGAGUGCGCUUUUAGUGUUUUUAUUCAUUUACAAUGCUCCUUCAUCAGAUGCUGCUGUCCACGAAGAAACAACUUUUAUGCCAGCUUUGGAAUGCUAUGAUCCAUAUCGACGACCUCAGAAAUGUAUGCCCGAAUUCGUAAAUGCUGCAUAUCAGUUGCAAUUCCAAGCGACAAAUACCUGCGGUGAAACAGACAAUAAUCUGUUCUGCAUUCAAACAAUCUACUCCAACAAAAAGAGUUGCGAGUUUUGCAGAGCAGGAGACCAUGACCCCUCGUACCUGACGGACCUGCACGAUCCACAAAAUCCAACAUGGUGGCAGUCGGAGACAAUGCGACAGGGUAUUCAAUAUCCCAACCAUGUUAAUCUGACUCUUCAUCUAGGCAAAGCAUUCGAUAUCACUUAUGUUCGUUUGCUGUUCCGCUCACCAAGGCCAGAAUCAUUUGCCAUCUACAAGAGAAGUUCCGAAGAUGGACCCUGGGUUCCAUACCAGUACUACAGUGCGACUUGUCGUGACACUUAUGGACUCCCAGACUCACGCUCGAUUGCAACUGGAGACAUCGAAGCACGUGCUUGGUGCACAAGCGACUACAGUGACAUCUCACCGCUGAGGGAUGGUGAAAUUGCUUUCUCUACCCUUGAAGGCCGUCCCAGUGGUAUUUAUUUUGAAAGGAGUUCAGAAAUUCAGCAAUGGGUAACCGCAACUGACUUGAGAAUCACUUUGGAUCGUCUAAACACCUUUGGUGACGAAGUGUUUGGCGACGCACAAGUCUUGCAAUCGUACUUCUAUGCCAUUUCUGAUAUUGCUGUCGGUGCACGUUGCAAGUGCAAUGGUCAUGCUAGCAAAUGCGUCCCUAGCACCGGUUUGCACGGCGAACACAAGUUGGUGUGCGAAUGUCGCCACAAUACCGAUGGACCAGACUGUGACAAGUGUCUGCCAUUGUACAAUGACGUUAAAUGGAAGAUGGCCACCUCGCAAGAUGUCAACGAGUGCAAGGCUUGUAACUGCAACAAUUACUCUGAUAAAUGCUUCUUUGACGAACACCUUUACAACACCACCGGCCAUGGUGGUCAUUGUUUGGAUUGUCGUGAAAACCGUGACGGGGCAAAUUGUGAACGUUGUAAGGAGAAUUUCUACAUGCGAGAAGAUGGCUAUUGUAUUCAUUGCCAGUGUAAUUCUGUUGGAUCCCGAUCCCUCCAAUGUAACAGUGAAGGUAAAUGUCAGUGCAAACCUGGAGUAACCGGUGAUAAAUGUGAUCGUUGUGACAACAAUUACUACCAAUUCGGUCCACAUGGUUGCCAACCCUGUGGUUGUGAUCCAAGAGGUUCAUUCAGGGACGUACCCUCCUGCGAUGCUGAAAACGGUAUCUGCCGCUGCAAAGAGAACGUUGAAGGCAAACGUUGUAACGAAUGUAAACCUGGCUUCUUUAAUCUUGACAUUACCAACCGAUUUGGUUGUACCCCUUGCUUCUGUUACGGUCACACUUCAGAGUGUCAAAGUGCCCCAGGUUAUUCAGUCGUCUCAGUAGCUUCAAAAUUCAACAAACACAAAGAACACUGGACAGCAGUUGAUAUCUACAACCGUCCAGCCGACAUCAAAUACAACCAAUACAGUCAAAGUGUUGGAACAACAGCUCAAGGCAAUGAAUUUAUUUACUUUAUGGCUCCCGAACGGUUUUUGGGUGAUCAAAGAGCUUCAUACAAUCGCAUGUUAAGUUUUAAGUUGCAAUUGGUUGGACAAGUUGGUCCAAGCACAAGUGCCAGUGAUAUAGUUCUGGAAGGUGCCGGAACCAAGAUUUCGCUACCAAUAUUUGCCCAAAAUAACGGUAUGCCAGAUCAAACUGCCAAAGCUUACUCAUUCCAAUUAAACGAACACACCGAUUAUCAAUGGCAACCGAGUCAAUCAGCUCGAGGAUUCUUAUCGAUUUUGAGCAAUCUCACAGCGAUUAAAAUCCGUGCCACUUAUUCAGUCCAAGGUGAGGCCAUUUUGGAUGAUGUUGAAUUACAGAGCGCCCAUCGUGGUGCUGCUGGACAACCAGCGACCUGGAUUGAACAGUGUACAUGUCCGGAGGGUUAUUUGGGACAGUUCUGUGAGUCUUGUGCUCCUGGUUACCGACACAGCCCUGCUAAAGGAGGACCAUUCAUGCCUUGUAUUCCAUGUGACUGCAACAAACACGCUGAAAUCUGUGAUUCCGAGACUGGUCGGUGUAUCUGUCAGCACAAUACCGCUGGCGACACUUGUGACCAGUGUGCUAAGGGCUAUUAUGGAAAUGCUCUCGAAGGAACCCAAUACGAUUGCAAACGUUGUCCUUGUCCCGAUGAUGGUGCUUGUAUUCAAAUCAAUGGUGACACAGUAAUUUGUAUCGAGUGUCCCGUUGGAUACUUUGGAGCCCGCUGUGAACAGUGUUCAGAUGGAUUCUUCGGUGAUCCCACCGGUCUUCUGGGAGAAGUUCAAGUUUGCAAAGCUUGUGACUGCAAUGGCAAUGUCGAUCCAAAUGCUGUUGGAAAUUGUGACCGUACAACUGGAGAGUGUCUAAAGUGUACCCACAACACAGCUGGCAAGCACUGUGACGAGUGUCUUCCGGGACACUUUGGAGACCCUUUGGCUCUUCCCCAUGGACAGUGUGACAGAUGUUCUUGCUAUCCACGUGGAACUGAACAAAACGACAAAGGUAUUUCCCAGUGUGACCAAGUCACUGGAAACUGUCACUGCAAACCGAAUGUUAUCGGGCGUGACUGUAACGAAUGUCAACCCGGAUUCUUUAAUAUCGUCUCAGGAAACGGUUGCGAGAGCUGCAGUUGUGAUCCGAUUGGAAGUUACAACUCGACAUGUGACAAGUUUACUGGAAACUGUUACUGCAAACCCGGUGUUGUGGGGCAACAUUGUGACCAAUGUGACUUGUAUUACUAUGGAUUCUCCAGUGAGGGCUGUAAGUCAUGUGAAUGUGAUGAAAGUGGUUCAAAGGGAUUCCAAUGUGAUCAAAAUGGACAGUGUCCUUGUAAUGACAAUGUCGAAGGACGUCGCUGUGAUCGAUGCAAAGAGAACAAGUUUGAUCGUCAUAAGGGCUGUGUAGACUGUCCGGCUUGCUAUAACCUUGUUCAAGAUGCUGCCAACGAUCACCGAGCUAAGUUACGAAAUCUGAGUCAGACACUUGAUGACAUUGCCAGGACUCCAGUGACCAAUGACGAUGAGUUCGAGUCAAAGUUACAAGUUGUCCAAGAAAAGGUUGACAUAUUGCUAGCUGAUGCCAAGUCUGCAGCUGGAGAAGGAGACAAGACCUUGUUGGAACGAUUGAAUGAUUUACACGAUCGUUUGGAUACAGUUCGAGAUCAUCUCGAAUCAGCUGACAGCUUGCAAAGUAAUGCCAAUACUGAGAUUGAAAAAGCUCAACAGAAUUAUACGAUUGCACAUAAUAUCAUCGAAGAUGCUAAGAAUGAACUUCAGACCGCGUUGAACUUGUUGACUGAUGAAGGUCAAGUAGCCUUGGGAAGAGCCAAGAACAAGUCGGUAGAAUUUGGAGAACAAUCUCAGCAGAUUAGUGGAAUUUCCAGGGAAGCUCGAGCUUUGGCUGAUAAGUUGGAGUCUCAGGCACAGUUUGAUUUGAAAAAUGCCAAAGAUGCCAAUGAUGCUAUUGCCAAGGCUCAUGAUUUGGCUAAGGCUGCUAUAACAUUGCAACAAAAAGUCACAGAUGAGCUUCGUACUGAGGUUGGUCUAGAAUUGGCUACAGUGAAGACGAAUUUAGGUCAAGUUUCUCAAUAUACCAAGGAUGCCUUGAAAAAGGCUAAUGAAGUUUAUGAUUCAGCUUUGACAUUGUUGACCGAUGUUAAUGGCCUUCAAUCGCCUGAUAUUGAUAUUGCUGAACUUAAGCGGAAGGCAAUGGAAGCUAAUGAAAAGGCAAAUCAGCUGAUAGAACGUGUAAAUGAAGUAUCAAACAGUAAUGGAGAGAUUUUUGCUAAUUUCGAAGAAGAACAAAAUUUGGCAGAAACCCUUUUAGAAAGAGCAACCGUUCAAAAACUUGACGACAUCAGCCUCUUAGAAAGAGCUAAGGCUGCCUUUGGUAAUGCAACUCAUGCCGUUGAACAGGGUGACAAUACCUUGAAGGAAGCUAAUAACACCUAUCACACUCUUGCCCGUUUCCAAACUGAUGUACAAAAGUCUUCAGAGAAAGCUGCCUUGGCACUUAGAACUGUGCCUGGUAUUCAAACAGAAAUUGCAAAUGCUGAAACUUUGAUCAAGCAAGCUGAUGAAGCUUUGACAGGAGCAAAUAAGAAUGCUAAUGAAGCCAAGACUAAUGCACAAGAAGCCCAAGAGAAAUAUGCUGAACAAGCUUCAAAGGACGCUGAAAUAAUUCGUAAAAAGGCAAAUGACACUAAGGUGAACGCUCGAAAGCUACGUGACGAAGCUGAUCAAUUGAACCAUAGGGUAAAAGUGACCGAAACAGACAUUACUAAACUGGAAGAAUUGUCCAGCAAGGACGAUACUCUUGUGGAUGAUGCUAAACGAAAGGUGGGACAAGCUAAGGCUGAUACCUUAGAAGCUCAGAAGAAAAUCAACAAAGCUGUUGGUGACCUCAACUCGAUUAAAGACGAGUUGGAGAAUCUUACAGACAUCAAUACUGACGACUUGGAUGAUUUAGAGAGUCGCCUUGAUGUAGUUGAAAAAGAGCUCAACCGAGCUAAUCUAACCAGCCGAAUUGAAAAAUUCCGUGAAAUGAGAAAUCAACAGAAUAAAUCUGUUGACAAAUACGAAAAAGAGUUGUCACAACUUCAAGCUGAAGUUCUAAAUAUCAAGGCGAUAUCAAAUUCAUUGCCACCCGAUUGUUAUGUACGAAAUAAACUUGAACCAUAAGCAUUAAGUUUAAAUUUAAAAAUAAAAAAACUGUAACGAAAAUAAUUUUUAAAAAAUGUCAUAAUUCCCAAAUAGAGUGUCAUCCGUUGUGCCUUACACAAGUUU
Molecule: messenger RNA, 5115 nt
Organism: Episyrphus balteatus (marmalade hoverfly)
Lineage: Eukaryota; Metazoa; Arthropoda; Insecta; Diptera; Syrphidae
Gene: LanB2
Product: laminin subunit gamma-1
Exons: 16
Coding region: 127-5010 (1627 amino acids)
Source: RefSeq, a predicted model, not a curated record